CACUAUCUGAGCGAUGGUUCUCGGCUACGUGUUGUGGCUCAUCGUGUUCCGUAGCUGCCUUCAAACUUGUCCUAGCAGGAACAUUGCCUGGUGCACUGUUGUAGCAAGGAUCACAGCAUGCAAACUCUAGCGAUGGUUUUGUGGACAACAAAAAUCCUUCUCGAGGCCAAGAGUCAAGAAGAUGAACUGUGGGAUCCUUGGGCAGACAACUGCGAGUCCAUGGUCCCCUGUAACCUGACCGAACCCCAGACCGACCUCAUGCCCUACGUAGUUACUCUCAACAGACCAUACAUCAACAGCGAUCAGGCGGUGUACGUCUAUAUAAGAACACUAGCUCCACUCAGUUUCCAGGGGUUCAUGAUUCAGGCUCGGGACGACAAGACCGGUCAGGCUGUCGGGGAGUUCGACACAGACAACAGGAAGAUCAGCGUCAUUAAUUGCUUCGGUAGACCAGAUAGCACGGCCAUGCACGCUGACAAUUCCCCCAAGACGGAGGUGACGGCCAGAUGGGCGCCCGAGGAUGACAAUGAUGCUACCGUCACAUUUUAACUGUACGUCAGGCAAACUGCACGCGCCAGGACAUUGAGCGGCACAGACUGUACGCGGGGUCUACUGGGAGCUUCGCUGACUGUGAGGAGUACGCGCACCUCACUUCCUUGCGUCACGACUUGACUGGUUGUGGAGUCACGGGCCUGAGAAGUGACUGCGACACGAUAAGUCAAACUUUUUUAAUUCUUGUAUGGCCAUACUCAAAUAUUGAACUUGUGUACACGUUAAUUGAAAGCAGCUAUGGACUUUGUGGACAGUUGCAGGACUCGCUCGCCAGUGAGUGUCUUCACACCAGAUAGGGAUUUUUGCCUUCGUAUCUUAGUUUAGUUUUGCCUUAAAAUUUAUGUGUAAAAUUUGUACCUAUAUUUAUUUGUGUAUUGUCUAUGUUUAAUGGUAAGUCUAGCAUGGUGGCCACCUACGUCUUAAUUUUCAUGCCUCUUAUUUAUAAAAUAUUUUACCAAGAAUUGGAUGGUUUAACUGAAACUUUAGUAUUUACACAAUUGUUCUGUGUUUAUUGGUAUAACAACUAAGUGAAGUUUGGCACUUCCAGAACAUAUCUGUUAAAUAUAUUACUUGUGGCAUUUCAGGUGAAAUUUUGAACCUCAGAUUCACAUUACUUAGUUUAUAUAAAAAUAAAAAUCGGCUCUUAAAAUCGUGUUUUAAAUUUAUAUCAUAAUCUUAAUAGGAUUAAUAAAUUAAAGUUAUUGAUAAUUA
Messenger RNA from Homalodisca vitripennis (glassy-winged sharpshooter), 1263 nucleotides. RefSeq names its product putative ferric-chelate reductase 1 homolog. Lineage: Eukaryota; Metazoa; Arthropoda; Insecta; Hemiptera; Cicadellidae. The coding region runs from base 118 to 549 and encodes 143 amino acids. The transcript is spliced from 4 exons. Gene Ontology annotation, molecular function: oxidoreductase activity, acting on metal ions. The record is from RefSeq and is a predicted model, not a curated record.